AUGUUCUUCACCAAGUCCGCCGUUGUAUUCUCCGUCCUUGCGCUUUGCAAUGUAGCAGUUGCCGCUCAGCCGCCUGCUUGUUUACUUGCCGUCGUGGGCGACGAGCCGAACCCCGCAGACUUGAAGACCAUUUGCGUCAAGAAUGGAGAUAAGAUUCAAAAAUUGAUUUCGAAGAAGUGCGACGAUGACAAAAAGGAUGCUUUGUCGCACUUUUCCGACACCUGCUCUUCCAACGGAUACAAAGUCGAUGUCAGCACCUCAACCACCGUGUCCGGAUCUACUACCACCGCGACAUCCGGUUCUCAAUCGACCAAGACUGGCUUUACCACCGCUACCGCGACUUCUGGCUCUAGCUCCUCAAGCACCUCUAGCUCCUCCGACUCGGCUUCUAGCUCCGCAUCCGCUGACACCACGGUCUCUGCGGGUGCGUCUGAUAGACAUGUUUCCGCGGCGGCUUUCGCGGCCGUUGUCUUUGUUGGUUUCGCGGCUACCAUGUGA
This is a messenger RNA of Aspergillus ruber CBS 135680, 498 nucleotides long. Its product is annotated as putative GPI anchored cell wall protein. NCBI's taxonomy places the organism in Eukaryota, Fungi, Ascomycota, Eurotiomycetes, Eurotiales, Aspergillaceae. The record is from RefSeq and is a predicted model, not a curated record. The coding region runs from base 1 to 498 and encodes 165 amino acids. The transcript is spliced from 3 exons.